AUGUUUCUUCAUGUCGUCGGUCAUAACCAGAGGUUCAGAGUCAUCCAUAACACAUUCAGGCGAUCCACGGAGACUAUCUUUCGGUACUUCCAGCAGGUGUUGUACGCAAUUGGGGAGCUCAUAAGUGAAAUGAUCAAGCCAGCAUCAAUAAACACACCAACCAAGAUCAAGUACAACUACAGGUGGUUCCCCUAUUUCAGGGAUUGCAUUGGGGCUAUUGAUGGUACUGAUGUCACUGCAAUGGUACCGAGAUCAAUUUCUGCAGCAUUCCGCGGGAGGAAGCACUACACCAGCCAGAACGUGCUAGCAGCUGUGGAUUUCGAUAUGAGGUUCAUCUACGUGCUUGCUGGGUGGGAGGGUUCAGCUUAUGAUGCCAGCAUCCUGGCCGACAGCUUGUCAAGGCCUGAUGGGUUGCGAAUCCCUGAGGGUAAGUUCUACCUUGGAGAUGCUGGAUAUGCAUGCCGACCUGAAAUUUUACCUCCCUUCAGGAAAAUAAGGUACCACCUCAACGAGUUCUCUGCGAAGCACCGACCUCUGAAUGCGAGAGAGUUGUUCAAUCUCAGACACUCAAGCCAUAGAGUCACCAUUGAGAGGGCCUUUGCUGUAUUGAAGAACAUGGUCAAGGUCCUUGACCAGAAACCGUUCCACACGUUUGACACUCAGGUAAACCUGGUCCUUGCUUGCUGCAUUCUUCAUAACUGGAUCCUAGGUUGGGGCGAGGAUGAUUUCUUCAAAGAGGGUGUCACUUUUGAUGAAGUAGAGACCGGCCUCAGGCGACAAUGA
Molecule: messenger RNA, 783 nt
Organism: Lolium perenne
Lineage: Eukaryota; Viridiplantae; Streptophyta; Magnoliopsida; Poales; Poaceae
Product: protein ALP1-like
Source: RefSeq, a predicted model, not a curated record